AUGGCCCGUUCCACCACGAUUAAGGACGCACUGAAGCGUUGGCAGGAAGAACACGAUGGGCAGGAUCCGGUCGAAGCAGUCGACGUACAGUUACAGUUCCGUUGGCCACCGAUCGAGAAGAUGGAUGGUACCCUCGGGACGUUGGCGAACUGUCAAAAGUUAAGCCUGUCGUCAAAUAUGAUUGAAAAAAUUGCCGGCUUGAACGGGAUGAAAAACUUGCGAAUACUUGCGCUUGGUCGUAACUACAUCAAAUCACUUAGUGGCAUCGAAGUGGUAGGCGAAACGCUGGAAGAACUGUGGAUCAGCUACAACCUGAUCGAUAAACUGAAAGGGGUGGAAAGUCUGCGUAAACUAAAGGUUCUCUACAUGGCGAACAAUUCGGUACGUGAUUGGGGCGAGCUAGCGAAACUGCAGGCCAUUUCCGGCACGCUCGAAGAUUUGGUGUUUGCCGGUAACCCGCUGGUGGAAAAUCUGGACGAGGCGGUGUAUGUGCGGGAGGUGACGAAGCGGUUACCCACGCUGAAGAAGCUUGACGGUGUGCCAAUGCUAACGGAGGAUGAGGACUAG
Molecule: messenger RNA, 567 nt
Organism: Anopheles marshallii
Lineage: Eukaryota; Metazoa; Arthropoda; Insecta; Diptera; Culicidae
Product: dynein axonemal light chain 1-like
Exons: 3
Coding region: 1-567 (188 amino acids)
Cellular component (GO): cytoplasm
Molecular function (GO): protein kinase binding
Source: RefSeq, a predicted model, not a curated record